UCGAGGCGGAAACAGAGCGACAAAAAAAUUAAAAGAAAAAAAAACUUUAAUUUCAAAACAGAAAAAGAAAAAGAAAAAAAAAAAAAAACAAAGAGAGAGAAAAAGAAUUGAGAUUUCCAAUAGAAAGAGAAAGGAACCGUGUCUGUAACCAGAGGUCAAACUCUCCCAAAACGACACCACCACCGCAACCACCACCACCACCACAACAAUACGCCACCGUUCACUCUCCGGCCAACUCCACCACCGCCGCCGCCAUGUCCUUCCUUUUCUUAUGCUGAUUCCCGAUCGCCCUCCGCCCUGGUCCAUUUCUCCGGUGACGGCCGGGUUAUCCAGCCCCCCCUUUCUCUUUUGCUUCUGAUUUUAUUAUGAAGAGCUACGCUAAGGUUAACAGCAACAACAGCAGCACUAACAACAAGACCGCCAACGGAUUUCUUCCUAAUUCUUUGAAAUUCAUUUCUUCCUGUAUUAAAACUGCUUCUUCCGGUGUCCGCUCCGCCAGUGCUUCCGUCGCUGCCUCCAUCUCUGGCGACGCGCACGACCAUAAAGACCAGGUAUUAUGGGCUGGAUUUGACAGACUUGAGCUCAGUCCAUCCUUCUUCAAACAUGUGCUCUUAGUUGGCUAUACAAAUGGUUUUCAAGUUCUUGAUGUUGAAGAUGCUCCCAAUGUCAGCGAACUGGUUUCAAGACGGGAUGAUCCAGUCACAUUCUUGCAGAUGCAGCCUCUUCCGGCCAAGUCUGAUGGUCAGGGAGGCUUUGGAGCAUCACAUCCUAUUCUUUUGGUGGUUGCAUCUGAUGAGACCCAGAGUUCAGGUUUGAUGCAAAGUGGCAGAAAUGGGUUGGUGAGAGAUGGAUAUCCUGGUCAUUCAGAUCACAUUGCCCUCUCCCCAAUGGCUGUUAGGUUUUACUCAUUAAAAUCUUGCAGUUAUGUCCAUGUUCUGAGAUUUCGCUCAACUGUAUACAUGAUAAGAUGCAGUCCCGAAAUUGUGGCUGUUGGUCUUGCAUCACAAAUUUAUUGUUUUGAUGCUCUCACCCUUGAGAGUAAAUUUAGUGUUCUCACUUAUCCAGUUCCUCAAUUGGGUGGCCAAGGAACAUCUGGGGUUAAUAUUGGCUAUGGACCUAUGGCCGUGGGUCCUAGAUGGUUAGCUUAUGCUUCCAACAACCCUUUGCAGUCAAAUACUGGCCGUUUAAGUCCACAGAGUCUUACACCUCCUGGUGUAAGCCCAUCAACGUCACCUAGCAGUGGAAGUUUGGUGGCCCGAUAUGCCAUGGAAUCUAGUAAGCAUUUAGCUGCUGGGUUAAUUAAUUUGGGUGACAUGGGUUAUAAAACGUUGUCUAAAUACUAUCAAGAGCUUGUACCUGAUGGUUCCAACUCUCCACUAUCAUCAAAUUCAAGUCGGAAAGUUGGUCGGCUGGCAUUACAUUCAACAGAAUCAGAUGCUGCUGGAAUGGUUGUUGUGAAAGAUUUUGUCUCCAAAGCUGUUAUAUCACAAUUUAAGGCUCACUCAAGUCCAAUUUCUGCUCUUUGUUUUGAUCCAAGCGGGACCCUUCUAGUCACCGCCUCAACCCACGGUAGCAAUAUUAACAUUUUUAGGAUUAUGCCAUCCUGCAUACAAAAUGGAUCGGGCACCCAAAGCUAUGAUUGGAGCUCCUCCCAUGUGCACCUUUAUAAGCUUCAUCGUGGCUUGACAUCAGCUGUAAUACAAGACAUUUGUUUUAGCCACUAUAGUCAAUGGGUAGCUAUUGUUUCAUCCCGGGGAACUUGCCACAUUUUUGCUCUGUCACCUUUUGGAGGCGAAACUGUUCUUCAAAUGCACAAUUCUUUUGUUGAUGGGCCAAAUCUCAUACCAGCUUCAUGUGUCCCUUGGUGGUCAACUUCAUCUUUCAUCACAAACCAGCAAUCCUUUUCUCCUCCUCCUCCUCCUCCUCCUCCUCCUGUCACUCUUUCUGUGGUUAGCAGAAUAAAAAAUUGUAACUCAGGUUGGCUUAAUACUGUUAGUAUGGCUGCUGCUUCUGCAUCUGGAAAGGUUUCCAUCCCGUCGGGUGCUAUUUCUGCUGUUUUCCAUAGUUGUAUACCUCAGAAUUUGCAAUCUCCUCAAUCAAGUUCGAAUACUUUGGAACAUCUGUUGGUGUAUACUCCUUCUGGCCAUGUGAUUCAACAUAAACUGCUUCCAUCAAUGGGGGGAGAAUGUGGUGAAACUGUUUUGAGAAGUCCAAAUGCUUCAAUGCAGAUGAAAGAUGAGGAACUGCGAGUGAGAGUUGAACCUAUUCAAUGGUGGGAUGUUUGCCGAAGAGCUGCUUGGCCAGAGAGAGAGGAAUGCAUAUCUGCAGUUACUCUCAGGAGAAAAGAAACUGUCGAACCUGUUGAGGAUACAUCCUACGUACAGGAGAAUCAUCUUGAAAACCAGGAGUUGGUAAAGCCACAUGACCGUUCUCUCUUGUAUCUAUCCAAUUCUGAGGUGCAGAUAAACUCUGGGAGGACACCUAUCUGGCAGAAAUCCAAGGUACAUUUCUAUACAAUGAGUUUUCCUGGGUCUAAUGAGCAAAGUAGCAUGAAAGAUCACAUGAAUGGGGAGAUUGAGAUAGAGAAAGUACCUAUUCAUGAGGUUGAAAUAAAGCGGAAGGACUUGCUUCCAGUUUUCGACCAUUUCCGUGGGAUACAGUCUGACUGGCUUGAUAGGAGCCAUGCUAGAGCAAGAAGCUCUAGCCCAAGUUUGGAUUUUCAUACCGCUGGAAUGGAUUAUUCAGAAGGUGUUAUCAUUUCAGAUUUAAAGUUGGACUCACCUGGCUUGGAGGAAACUUCAGAUGGUAUAUCUUAUCCACCCAUAGCCAAGUCUGUGGGUGACAUUAAGAUGGAAGAAAAGGAUGGAUCUGUUUUGCCCUCACCAGUAAUGAAAGAAAACUCUUUCCAGGAGCGGGCAUCGGUUUCUUCUAAACAAUCUAGCACUGGACUUUCCCCAGUUGAAGGCAGUGAUUUUACUAACAGCCCGUCAACUGUAACAAGUUGCUCACUCUCCACUGAUAGAACUAUUUUAGAAGCGGUUCAGUCAUCAAAAUGUGGAGGGGCCAGUGAGGGCUCAAAUACAAGUUCAAACCGUUCUGAUGUGAGUAUGAACAUUCUUGAUGAGGGACCAAUGGGUGACUCAUUUGAUUACGAACCAUUCUUUCAAGAGGAGUAUUGUAAAGCAACGGGUCUUAGUAACUGCCGUGACCCAGCGGAAGCUGUAACUGACGACAUGGACAGUAGUGGUAGUCCCCAUUACAGGGAGAAAUGUGAGGAAGAUGGGGACACUGAUGACAUGCUUGGUGGUGUAUUUGCUUUCUCUGAGGAAGGAUAGUACUCCUUUGCAUGUCAUAAUGUGCUGGAGUACUCGAUUGUUGGAUUCGAAAUGGCUGAGAGAGAACCGUCUGCUGGUUGUCGUCGUGGUGAUAGAGCGUCGUAUCCUAAUUGAUAAAACUAAGCUUGUUGGGUUUCAACAACUACAAUUCUACUGACAAAUAGAAGUGAUAUGUUUAUUGAUGGGUAGCACUGGUGGAACUGAUACCUGGUUUCCUCUUUCCUCCCUUUUGAUUCUCUGUGUACAUACUGUAAAUUCAAAAUUCAUAGUUCAAAUGAUUUGUGUGGUCAGGUUCUUACCAAUGCUGUGUAAUAUUAUUAUUAUUAUUCAUUCUUCGAAGAAAAAUGAAAAAAAAAAAGGAAAAUAAAGUGGAAAAUGAAUAGUUUAUUGCUGUACAAUAUUUAUCUUAUUAUUCAGGGUUGUUUGGAAAUA
Benincasa hispida (wax gourd) is the source of this 3767-nucleotide messenger RNA. It is a transcript of the gene ATG18H, whose product is annotated as autophagy 18h-like protein. Gene Ontology annotation, cellular component: cytoplasm. Gene Ontology annotation, biological process: autophagy; response to starvation. Gene Ontology annotation, molecular function: protein binding. The record is from RefSeq and is a predicted model, not a curated record. NCBI's taxonomy places the organism in Eukaryota, Viridiplantae, Streptophyta, Magnoliopsida, Cucurbitales, Cucurbitaceae.